This is a messenger RNA of Gopherus flavomarginatus (Mexican gopher tortoise), 2119 nucleotides long. RefSeq names its product orthodenticle homeobox 1 (gene OTX1). Lineage: Eukaryota; Metazoa; Chordata; Testudines; Testudinidae. The transcript is spliced from 4 exons. Gene Ontology annotation, molecular function: RNA polymerase II cis-regulatory region sequence-specific DNA binding; DNA-binding transcription factor activity, RNA polymerase II-specific. Bases 209 to 1213 code for a protein of 334 amino acids. The record is from RefSeq and is a predicted model, not a curated record. Gene Ontology annotation, biological process: multicellular organism development; regulation of transcription by RNA polymerase II. Gene Ontology annotation, cellular component: nucleus.
UGGAAAGGUGAUCAAUCUUCAUCAGGCUACAUUUCCACUCACCUACGCGCCCGGGCGAGACCGCUCCUGCCACAAGGGAGCGGGGAGUCUCUUCUGCGCCCGGAUUUUCUGCCAUCGCCUGGAAGAACCAAUUUUGUGACUUCGAGAAAUUGUAGACAGACUUUUUUUGUAUAUAUAUAAAUUGGGGAAAAUCUUUCCAGCUUUUAGCAUGAUGUCUUACCUCAAACAGCCCCCCUAUGGCAUGAAUGGGCUGGGGCUGACCGGACCGGCUAUGGACUUACUGCACCCCUCGGUGGGCUAUCCGGCCACCCCUCGGAAGCAGCGGCGAGAGCGCACCACCUUCACCCGCUCGCAGCUGGACGUGCUGGAGGCGCUCUUCGCCAAGACCCGCUACCCGGACAUCUUCAUGCGAGAGGAGGUGGCGCUGAAGAUCAACCUGCCCGAGUCCAGAGUCCAGGUCUGGUUCAAGAACCGGCGGGCCAAGUGCCGGCAGCAGCAGCAGAGCGGCGGCGGGGCCAAGAGCCGGCCGGCCAAGAAGAAGCCGUCCCCGGCGCGGGAGAGCUCGGGCUCGGAGAGCAGCGGCCAGUUCACGCCCCCCGCCGUCUCCAGCUCGGGCUCGUCCUCCUCCUCCAGCUCCAGCUCCUCCGGCAGCGCGGCGGCGGCGCUGGGCAACCCCGCGGCGGGAGCCGCCUCCAUCAGCGCCCCGGCCUCGUCCAUCUGGAGCCCGGCCUCCAUCUCCCCCGGCGCCGCGCCCUCGGCCGUGUCCGUGCCGGAGCCGCUGCCGCCCGGCGGCGCGUCCUGCAUGCAGCGCUCGGUGUCCGGCGCUGCCUCCGCCUCCUACCCCAUGUCCUACGGCCAGGGCGGCGGCGGCUACCAGGGCUACCCGGCGGCCCCCUCCUCCUCCUACUUCGGCGGCGUGGAGUGCAGCUCCUACCUGGCGCCCAUGCACUCGCACCACCACCCGCACCAGCUCAGCCCCAUGGCGCCUUCCUCCAUGGCCGGCCACCACCACCACCCGCUGGGCCAGGGCUCCGGCCACCACCACCACCAUCACCACCACCAGGGCUACGGCAGCACGGGGCUGGCCUUCAACUCCCCGGACUGCCUGGACUACAAGGAGCCCGGCGCUGCCUCCUCCUGGAAACUCAACUUCAACUCCCCCGACUGCCUGGACUACAAGGACCAGGCCUCCUGGAGGUUCCAGGUCUUGUAGGCAGCGCCCGCCGGGCCGGCCUGGCUCCCUGCGCCUGGCCCUGCUGGACUUUUGCUACCUGAGAAACAAUGGCCUUGCUCCUGGCCUAGCCUGCGCUGACCCCCAGCCCCGGGCUGGCCCUGCUCCUCCCAGCUCCGGAGCUGCCGUCGGUGCGUUUCCUUUUCCCGGACAGGACUGGGUCUCCAUUCCCCAUGGUCAUCACUAGUAAUCGUUCAUCAUCCCCGGCCAAGAGCCCCCUACAGCCCCUGGCUCAGGGCUGCUGGCUGAGAUCUGCUGCUGGACCCUCCCCAGUAACUCUUAUUUAUUCCUUCUCCGCACCCCGGGAUUAUUCCGUCCGGUGGGCUAAUUUUAACACGAAACGCACAGAGACCGGAAGAGAACUUUGGUGCGUCUCCUCUCCUCGAUUUAAAAAGAACUGCGCCUUGGACACACAGACUCCCCUCUGCCCUGCAGGCCGCCCCCCAGCUGUUUGACGACUCAACUUUCUGGAACUCCUUGUGUCAAGGGCAAGGCAGGGAGUGGACACCCUGUACCCCCUGCCCGCUGCAGACCCUGGGUACCGCUGUCUUGUCACUUUGGAGAGCCUGCGGGCUCUCUCUCGGUAGGACAGCCGCAGCCUCUUGCUGCAGCAAGCAGCAGGAAUGGUGUAAAUAUUCGGUCCGUUCCAGGGACCAGUAUUAUUUUUAGUUGAUGUUAUUGGGUUGAAAUUUUGAGUUUAACACGCAGGACAUUGAAAUAAACUAAACUUCUCUCCUCCCCUUUCCCCUUCAACAAAUUUUCGCGCGGGGCGCGUCAGGAUUCUCAGCGCUGCAUCUUUCCUCUCUUUGGGGUGCUCCUGCUGCUUCUGGCAAAUCAAACCCACUCCAGGGAGAAGAGGCGGGGAGGGCAGGCGAGUUGGGAUGGUGA